UUUAACUACAUCUGUGGGUAAAUCUCUCCGGGACAAUUUCCACAAAGCUCUACCUACAGCUAUACCUGCCUUUCCAGUAAUAACAACAGAGAAGGUGAUUGGUUCCAGAAACCCUAGGGUCAUAAAGGAAGAUGCAUGGGAGCCUGUCCUUAUGAAUGACCUCAAAGAAAUUAAACAGGCUGUCAUGACUUUUGGGAUGCACGUCUCUUUUGUUAAAGAAUUGCUAAAAUCUUGGGCAUCCACAAGCAGAGAUACACCAUUGGACUGGCUCCAGCUGACCUCUGCAGUCCUUGAGAGUGGGACGCAAUUAAAAUGGAAAUGCUUAUUCAGGCAAGAGGCUAGACUUUUAGAACAGCAAGAAAAGGCGAAGGGAAGUGACAUCUCCCUAGAUAAAAUUCUAGGUGAAGGACUCUUUUCCGAUCCUCAGGAACAAGCUAAUUUGGAUGAAAGCAUACUCUCCAUAUGCACUACAGCAGCCUUAAGGGCUUGGGACAGGGUACAAGACCCAGGACAGAGAAUGGAAUCAUUUGUUACAAUUAAACAAGGUCAGAGAGAACCCUUUAGUGAUUUUUUACAAAGACUUACUAAGGCUGUACAAAUAGGGAUACCUGACCCUGACACAAGACGUAUAAUGAUUGAGUCUUUGGCUUAUGAAAAUGCAAAUGUGGAAUGCAAAAAGAUUUUGGGGCCUUUAAGGUUCAGAUCAGCACCCUUGGAAGAAUGGGUCUUGCAUACACUGGAUGUUGAUACAUUUGAUUAUGGCACUGAAGCAUGGGUAGAGGAAGCAAUUUCCAAUGGUAAAAGGAGACAUCAGAAUACCAAAUGUUUUAAUUGUGGCAAAAUGGGUCAUAUGAGAAGGAAUUGUAAACAACGGACCUUCAGAAACAAUAAUAAUGCGUCUUCUAGAAAUAACAGAAAUAGAAGGACUCAGCCUUCAGGUUUAUGUAGAAGAUGUGGAAAGGGUAGACAUUGGACGAAUGAGUGCAGAUCUACAAGAGAUAGACAAGGAAACCUGAUACAGACGGGAAACGUGAGAGGGGGGGCCUCACAGGCCCCCAUGGCAAACAUGGUCCAGUCAUUUCCAGUUUCUGCAGAGAACGUGCCUCGUCAGGACAAUUAGGAAACCUCAUGCCUACUGUUACAAACGAUAAUGAGCAGAAAGAUGAGUUACGUGUGUUUUGGCAAACUUCUAUAAAUGAUCAAAGACCUAAGCUGAGAGUGUGUGUAAAUGGCAUUUUUAUUACUGGCCUGCUGGACACAGAUGCUGAUGUAAGUAUCAUUACCCCAGAAUCUUGGCAUCCGUAUUGGCCCCUUCAGAAUGUAAAUUUUCAGUUCCUGGGAAUUGGAACCCUAUCCUCAGUAAGAC
Alexandromys fortis (reed vole) is the source of this 1366-nucleotide messenger RNA. Its product is annotated as endogenous retrovirus group K member 5 Gag polyprotein-like. Gene Ontology annotation, molecular function: zinc ion binding; nucleic acid binding. Lineage: Eukaryota; Metazoa; Chordata; Mammalia; Rodentia; Cricetidae. Gene Ontology annotation, biological process: viral process. Bases 152 to 1120 code for a protein of 322 amino acids. The transcript is spliced from 2 exons. The record is from RefSeq and is a predicted model, not a curated record.